CAGAGAGGCUUCCGUGUCUUUUGUUUUCUUCUUUCGCCUCAGGCACUGCACAGGGAUUAUGUUUUUAUUUUGGCAGAGUGUGUGAAAAUUCAUUUUUGACACCAUGGAAAAUGUCCAGACUAUCCUACGCUUCUUUACAAACCAGAAGAACACCAUUGGCUAUAGCUUAAUGGCCCUCCUGACUGUUGGAGGAGAGAGGAUCUUCUCUAUGUUCUCCUUCCAAUGUCCCUGUAACUACGAACAGAACUUUGCGUAUGGACUGCUCUUUCUGCUCGGCCCAGGUCUGGUUCUCCUAGUCUUGGGUCUGCUUUUCAGCACCAAACUGUGGCGUCUCUACACCGGAUGCUGCCUCAACCCCAGAAAGCUGUGUCCUAGGGGUAACUGUUUCAACUGCCUCAGAGUGCUUUCUAGUAUUUUCUCUGGUGCCUGUGUGGCUCCUAUUAUGUGGUUGUGUGUGGCACUGUUGAACGGGACCUUCUAUGAAUGUGCAGUCAGUGGAUUGGAAGAUACAUUUGUGGUGGAUAUGUUCUGUAAGAACAAAACCCUUAAGUGUACGGAGGAGCUGGCCCGUGUGCCCUGUGGCAAAUCCAACCUGCCCGGUGAUGACAGUCAGGAGCUGUUGCUUAUGUUACGAUCCCAGUCACAGAUGCUUGGCUGGUGUAUCAUCAUAAUUUCAGCCUUAAUUGGGCUCUUCGGGACCUGCUACACAAACUGUCGCUCGCAGGUCAGCUAUAUGCAGCUCACCUUCUGGAAGCGCUACAUUGAAAAGGAGAAUGAACAGUUUGACACCUAUGUUCUGGAUUAUGCCUCCAGGCUGGCUGAAAGGAACCUCAAAAGCUUCUUUGAGAACUGUAAACCCGAGAAAUUCCCAUUCCCAAACCAUAGGGCCUGGGAGGAGAUCUCUGAACUGUACACUUUCACUAAUAGUGAGCAGUACUACAGCACCCUGCAAAGGUAUGUGGAACGUGAUGGCCGAGACUACAGCCCUGAGGAAAAACUAGUCGUGAUGGAUGUGGAGCAGCCACAGACAAGAGCUUAGAGGGGGGACAAUAAUGGCUGGGAUAUUUUUACAUAGAAGGAUACAGACUUAUUUUAAUGAAUGCUGCACUGGAUAUCGUAUGCCCCUUUCUAUUUCUACCUGUCAAUUUGACUUUUAAGACAUGGGAGUAUGUAGAGAAUAGAACUCAGAUGUGGGAAAACAUACUUAUUUACCAUGAUUUUGGAGGCCUUUCAUUCAUAUAAUUAGUAGAUAGCCCUCUACUAUUAUAUUGCUAUAUUGAAUAUUGGAAUAUUAAAUUCAAUGAACGAAAUGUGUCCUUAAAAAUUUAACUAAAAUUAACACUACAUCUAAUUUUGAAGAGAAGCAUCAUACA
This is a messenger RNA of Esox lucius (northern pike), 1373 nucleotides long. RefSeq names its product calcium homeostasis modulator protein 5. The transcript is spliced from 3 exons. Gene Ontology annotation, molecular function: monoatomic cation channel activity. The coding region runs from base 104 to 1039 and encodes 311 amino acids. The record is from RefSeq and is a predicted model, not a curated record. NCBI's taxonomy places the organism in Eukaryota, Metazoa, Chordata, Actinopteri, Esociformes, Esocidae.